Molecule: messenger RNA, 1125 nt
Organism: Mucor velutinosus
Lineage: Eukaryota; Fungi; Mucoromycota; Mucoromycetes; Mucorales; Mucoraceae
Exons: 2
Coding region: 1-1125 (374 amino acids)
Biological process (GO): N-acetylglucosamine metabolic process; protein N-linked glycosylation
Cellular component (GO): membrane
Molecular function (GO): beta-1,4-mannosylglycoprotein 4-beta-N-acetylglucosaminyltransferase activity
Source: RefSeq, a predicted model, not a curated record
AUGAUGAAUGUCAGCAAUAGUAUCGCAUAUCUCAAGAGAAACAACAAUAGACGUUGCAUGCACCUAUGCUUGAUCAUGAUGUUUAUAGCGACUACCUUGAUUUACUUGAUCCAAUCUCAGUCUACAUUGGUGAGAGACAUUGGCUAUUACACUCGACCGCUCUGGGACAAGAACCCCAAUACAUUCAAAACUAUUCCACACUACUAUGCCGAGAAUGUGCCUAUGGAGACGCUGUGCCAGCUCCAUGGCUGGCAAUUGAAACCAAAAGAAAAGCUCGCCAAAAAUAAAGUGUAUGAUGCCAUUAUCUUUAGCGUGGAACUGGACUUGCUCGAGAUACGCAUCAAGGAACUAUGGAAUGUUGUCGACACAUUUGUGAUUCUAGAGUCAAAUGCAACAUUUACUGGAGUCACCAAAAAUUUGACAUUCAACGAACACAAGAAACGCUUCCAGUUUGCAGCCUCAAAAAUACAUCAUGUUAUUAUCGAUCAGUACGCAUUGCCAGCUGGAGAGGGGCCAUUUUACAACGAGGGUAAGAUGCGUGAGUCUAUGGAUCAAGCGCUGGUGGAUGCAGGUGCCAAAACCAAUGAUUUGAUCAUCAUGUCAGAUGUGGAUGAGCUACCAAGGGCUCAGACUAUAGAAAUCAUCUCCAGCUGCGAAGGAGUUCCUGAAAAGUUACAUUUACAACUGCGGAAUUACAUGUAUUCAUUCGAGUUUUUCGUGGACAGCAGUUCCUGGAGGGCUCAUGUUGUAAAAUACACUGCAGGACACACAUUUUACACACACGGACAGAUUACCGAGGAUUUGCUAUCUGAUGCAGGAUGGCAUUGCUCAUUCUGCUUCCGGACCAUACAAGAAUUCCAAUUCAAAAUGAAGAGCUACUCUCAUUCAGAUCGAGUGAGUAAUGGCGGUUUACUAUCAACGGACAGAAUACAAAAGACCAUAUGUGAUGGCACUGACAUUUUUGACAUGCCGCCUGAAUCCUACAGCUAUAAGGACAUGGUAACCAAGUUUCGCAUUGAUAGCUCCCAGUCAGGCGUGGGAUUGCCAUCUUCACUACUAAAGGAUUCACAGCGCUUCAAAUUUUUGCUGCCUGGAGGAUGUAUAAGAGGGGCGAGCGACACCUGA